Molecule: messenger RNA, 1350 nt
Organism: Beta vulgaris subsp. vulgaris (sugar beet)
Lineage: Eukaryota; Viridiplantae; Streptophyta; Magnoliopsida; Caryophyllales; Amaranthaceae
Exons: 1
Coding region: 1-1350 (449 amino acids)
Source: RefSeq, a predicted model, not a curated record
AUGGUGCCUGGAAUAGAUAGCUCAAAUCCAUUAUACUUACAUCCCUCAGAUGGGAGUAGUUCCAUAAAUGUAGAAAAACUUCAGGGAUCCAUGAACUAUAGAUCCUGGAAGAGAUCCCUGGAAAUAGGUUUAGCCUCUAAGAGAAAACUGGGGUUUGUAACUGGAACUGUAAAACGUGAUGCAACUGAUAAUGUUAAGCAAGAGGCUUGGGAUACUUGCAAUAGCAUGGUGAUAUCUUGGAUCAUAGGAAAUGUUAGUGAGUCUAUUAAAAAAUCUAUUAUGUUCCUGAAUAGCUCAUGUGAGAUGUGGAAACAACUUGAAAAAAGAUAUGAAGUGACCAAUGGGUCAAGAAAGUAUAAGCUAUGUAAACAGCUGUAUGAAACCAAACAAGGUGAGAGGAGCAUAACAGACUACUAUACAGAAAUGAGAGGUGUAUGGGAAGAGCUUGAGUCACUAAACAGCUUGCCACCUAUUACCACCAUGACAAAUGAAAUCAAUGCAUUUGUCAAGGCCAUGAAUGAACAGCAAGAAGAACAAAGGUUGUUUCAAUUGCUUAAUGGGCUGGAGGAAGUGUAUGCUGUUCAAAGAAGUCACCUUCUAAUGAUGAGUCCUCUGCCAUCAGUAGAUGUAGCAUGUAGCUAUCUUCAUCAAGAAGAAAGCCAGAGAGAAGUUCUGAAGCCUGUGAAAGAAGAGAUUGAGGCUAUAGCUAUGCUAAGCAAGAGUAGUGAAAUGACCUGUGGAGAGUGUGGAAAAGUAGGACACACUAAAGAAAAAUGCUGGAGAAUGAGUAGAUAUCCAAGCAGACAUCCUAGGUUUGGAAGAGAAGGAAAAGAAAAGGCAAGGGAGCCAUGGAACAUAGGCAGAGGAGGCAGAUGGAAUAGAGGUGGAAGGAGUAAUAGGGGUGGAAGAAGUGCUGCUAAUGUGAGAAGCAAUAUGGAUAGCAGCUCAAAUGCAGCAAGCAGUGCAAGCAUCACACCACAACAGCUUGAGCAGCUGAUGAGAAUGUUGCCAACUCCUUCCAGGAAUCAUGGCUCAGACACUGAAGAGGAAAUGGAUUAUAGUUAUGCAGGUAUGGUGAGCUGCAAUUUAGCUGAUUGUGUAAGAUCUGAAUGGAUAAUAGACUCAGGGGCCUCAGAUCAUAUGACUGGGUCCCUGAGCAUGAUAAAGAAUGCAACUCAGAUGAAGGUAGAGCAGAACAUAAACCUACCCACUGGUGAAACUACUAUGAUUACUCAUAGUGGUGAAGCUGUGCUGAAAUGUGAACUGAGACUCAAGAAUAUGCUUUACAUUCCAACAUUCAAGCACAACCUUCUAUCUGUUCAGAAACUUGCAAGAGAUGAAGAUUGCUAA